Messenger RNA from Emiliania huxleyi CCMP1516, 1410 nucleotides. RefSeq lists its product as hypothetical. Lineage: Eukaryota; Haptophyta; Isochrysidales; Noelaerhabdaceae. The record is from RefSeq and is a predicted model, not a curated record. The transcript has 3 exons. Gene Ontology annotation, molecular function: small GTPase binding; GTPase activator activity. The coding region runs from base 1 to 1410 and encodes 469 amino acids. Gene Ontology annotation, cellular component: cytosol; nucleus; perinuclear region of cytoplasm. Gene Ontology annotation, biological process: nucleocytoplasmic transport; activation of GTPase activity.
AUGAGCUCGCCUGCGGCGAGGGCGGUCGAGUGCACGAAGCUAAGCGGCUCCCGUGGAGCGGCUCCUGUGGUGUACGAGGAGAAGCUGGAGCGGUGGCGCGAGCUCGGCGGCGACGCCCUCGAGCCGGUCCUCGCGAGCGGCGCCGUCGCCCUCCUCGACGCGCGGUGGAUCAUCAGCCACGCUGAGGCGGGCGGCGUCCUCACUCACCGCCAGGCGCUGCCCGAAGAGGCCUUCCUCUCCCUCGCAGACCUCGUCGAGGCGAUGCACGAGUUUUCGCAGCACAUUCCCGUCGCCGCGCUCUCCUACCCGUGGCUGACGAAGGACCACCCCGACCCGCGCGGAGCCAACCUCAGUCGCGUCGCACGGGCGCUCAAGGCCCUUACCGUCGGCGGCUUGAACCGGCUCGGCGUCUUUUGGGACUACGGCUCGCUGCACCAGCACCCCGACCCCGCGAACGGCGUCAUGCGCACCGAGGAGCAGAACGCGCUUUUCAAGCAGGGGCUGAGCUGCCUCGGCACGCUCUACUCCCACCCGAAGACAUCGAUAUCAUGGGUGCUGCGGCUGACCUCCUUCCCGGACGGCCACAAGGCGAAGGACCAGGCCACGGGCACCAACGUGGCCAAGUACUUUGACCGAGGCUGGUGCGCCACCGAGAACGCCUGGGCGAGCCUGACCAAGUCCAGCAACCUCUCGCUCGACCUCGGCCUGAUGCGCGACCGCGAGAGCUACCACUUCAACAACCUCAUCCUCGACUGCACCAAGGGCGGCCGGCGCCCUCCGCUGCUGCCGUCUGUGUUUGCGGCGGAGCUGGAGUCGAAGAGCUUCACCAACGGCAAGGACGACAAGCCGCUCGUGAAGCGGCUGUACGAGGCCGCCUUCAAGGAGCAGUUUGGCAAGGCGACCGAGCUGAUCUACGACGACCUCGGCUGGGGCGACGCGGAGGCGGCGCAGCUGGCGGAGGUCCUCGCGAGUGGGGCAGCGCCGCGGCUCGAGAGGCUCUGGCUCAACCGCAACCAGAUUGGCGACGAGGGCUGCAAGGCGCGGGCCGCCGCCCUCGGCAAGGAGGGGGCAGCGCCGCGGCUCAUGGUGCUCUGGCUCAACAGCAACCAGAUUGGCGACGAGGGCUGCAAGGCGCUGGCCGCCGCCCUCGGCAAGCUGGGGGCAGCGCCGCGGCUCAUGGGGCUCUUGCUCAACAGCAACCAGAUUGGCGACGAGGGCUGCAAGGCGCUGUACGCCACCCUCGGCAAGCCCUCCUCGCCUUGGCUCGAGCUCCGCAACAACCAGAUUGAUUGCCAAUGGAGGGCGGCGGACCUUGACGCAACCGGCGAUGACUGCAUGGUCGCCGCGUGCGCAUGGCAGCUCCGCGCGUGUUUCGAGGUCGUCGAGGUGCUGCUCUCCUUCUCGUCGUGA